Drosophila sulfurigaster albostrigata is the source of this 1681-nucleotide messenger RNA. RefSeq names its product transcription factor Ouib-like. Bases 18 to 1235 code for a protein of 405 amino acids. The record is from RefSeq and is a predicted model, not a curated record. Gene Ontology annotation, biological process: regulation of transcription by RNA polymerase II. Gene Ontology annotation, molecular function: DNA-binding transcription factor activity; RNA polymerase II cis-regulatory region sequence-specific DNA binding; zinc ion binding. The transcript has 5 exons. NCBI's taxonomy places the organism in Eukaryota, Metazoa, Arthropoda, Insecta, Diptera, Drosophilidae. Gene Ontology annotation, cellular component: nucleus.
AGACGCUUUUUAAAAAAAUGUCUAUGCAAUGCAGAAUGUGUGCUGAAAAGAUAUUUAAUCCGAAUACCAAAAACCUUUUCGACGACGAUGGCGAUGAAAUCGUAUUGAACAUCGAAACUUUAACUGGCAUCCUGUUAAGAGAAGACAUUCAUAUGCCUAACUAUAUUUGCGGCUGCUGUCAUUUGGAUUUGUGUCAUGCAAUCGCAUUUCGCGAGCGUUGUCUGCAAACGGAGCAGUCGUUUCAGCAGAGGAAACUGGAAAGAAUGAGGUUAACAGUUUCAAACAGAGGCUUCCCAAGGGAGUCUAUGUUAUCAAGUCCUAAAGCAAACCCUUCACAUUCUGUAGCACAUCGUCAUCAAACACAGAAACCACCAUUACCAAAAGAGAAAUUAUUCACAAAAGAUAAAUACUCUAAAGUAAACACUCCUGUUGCGGCUACACCAAUGGGUUUAAAGCCCUUGAAUAGUUGGAGCAAUAGUGACGACAACCUGAGCUCGUCAUGUGAUGAUGUGAACGAUUGGAGUGCCGACGAAGCCAGUUCCGAAGCUCCAGUGCCACAACAAUUGCCGUCAACUGAUGGUGAUGUUGAUGCUAAAGUGAAGCUUACAGAACCAACUGAAAGUGUUGAUAAAACCAAGAAUAAAACGACCAACAAAAAAGAUGAUAAAUUAGACAAAUUCAUCUGCGAAUUAUGCGGUCUCCAAUCGAAUUCAAUCGCCAACCACGAGCUACACAUGAGACGCCAUAGGGGUGAGAAGAAUUUCAAGUGUGAGGAAUGCGGCUCUAAACACUACUCCAAAUAUCUGAUGCGGUUGCACAUUCGUGUGAAACACGAGGGCGAAAAGCCAUUUGCUUGCAAAUUUUGUGACGAACGCUUCCACUCGGGCAGCACACGGAUUCGUCAUGAAAGAGUACGUCAUAUUCGAGAUUGGGCGUUUGAGUGCAAGAUUUGCGGCAAAAAGUAUUUGACCAAGUCGUGUUUGAAUAAACAUAAAUUUUUGCACACAGGUCUGCGUCCUUAUCGCUGUGACCUGUGCAAUGUGGCCUUUCCUCGAAGACCUGGAUUAAGGAUUCACUGUCGUACAAAGCAGCAUCAGAAGCGAGCCAGCGAAGCGCACAUAAAUCCAAAUGAUGUUCUCAAUGCUGCUCCCACCGUGGUCAGCAAUGACGAGACUAACGUGGCCAAUGAAGCAAUUCCGUUUCCAGACUCACUAUUGGCGGAAUUAGAUGUGUAAAUAAGGGUAUCUCAUGUGCUGUGGAGCCUAAGAUAUAAGCGGCAGUCACACGGAAACGCGUGUAACAGCUGUACUUAUUUGCCAUUCGCAUUUGUUUGUUUACUACAAAUUUUAAUCGAAGCAAAAACACAUUUUUAAGGCUGGCUGAAAUAAAGCAAUAUAUUUUACAAAAAAAUAAAAAUGUCACAAUUAAUUUUGUGUAGAACAUGUGGAGAAAAGAUUUAUAAUCUCAAUGCUAAAAAUCUCUUUGGUCCGGAAGGUAGGACCCUUUUAAAUCAGCUACACAUGUUGACGGGCAUCUACUUAACCGAGGAACCAGACCUGCCAAAGCACAUUUGUGCUUGUUGCCAUUUAGAUUUGAACCAUUCAAUCAGCUUCCGAGAGCGCUGUAUCCAAACAAACAAAUAUUUGCGAAAUGGAAAAGGAGCAAUAAUAUCCGAUCCACU